Messenger RNA from Bolinopsis microptera, 2819 nucleotides. Its product is annotated as glutamate receptor ionotropic, kainate 2-like. Bases 2 to 2764 code for a protein of 920 amino acids. Gene Ontology annotation, cellular component: plasma membrane. Gene Ontology annotation, biological process: G protein-coupled receptor signaling pathway. The transcript has a single exon. Gene Ontology annotation, molecular function: G protein-coupled receptor activity; ligand-gated monoatomic ion channel activity. The record is from RefSeq and is a predicted model, not a curated record. Lineage: Eukaryota; Metazoa; Ctenophora; Tentaculata; Lobata; Bolinopsidae.
GAUGUAUUCGUACAAACUAUUGUCCUUUCUCUGCGCUCUCACACUCUCCUUUUCCAAAACCAAAGUAGGAUUCCUUAUCUCAAAACAAGACAGGUACAACAAUGCCCUGAAGAGCUUAUCCAGCUACGCCGCACAGAACGUGUCCUAUACUCUGGUAACAGUGGAGUAUGAUGACACCGAACUGCAGAGCAUGAUAGAAGCAUGUUGUCAGCUGGUGACGGAGGGAGUUUCUGUGGUCAUCACCAAAGGAGAUUCUCCAAACACCGCCAUUCAGUCGGAUAUAUUCUCACCCUUGAAAAUACCACAUAUAGCAGUCUCAGCGACCGAUCCGUUUCUUUGGAAUAAAAAUCGGGAAUACAUCAUUCGAAUGUUGGCAUCGGAUUUUUAUCAGAGUGAAGCUAUCUACAAUUUGAUCAAAUAUUACAACUGGCACGAAGUUUCAAUUCUGGCAACGGCAGAUUCGUAUGGACUAAACGGGAUUGUAAAACUAGAAAAUUUACUAAUAACAGACUCAAGUGUAAGGAUAAAAGAUAUGAUAGUUCUCUCAGCGGAUAAUACUACAACAGAAAUAUCAGGCCCACUGUCUGAGAUCCGGCACUCCCUUGUCAAGAUUAUCGUACUCAAUGCUGCAGCUGAGUUUGGGAAACGUGUCCUGGAAAAGGCCCACGAGUUAGGUCUGAUGGGACCAGAAUAUGUGUGGAUAGUUACAGAUGCCAUUGCGACACAGCCUCAAUAUUUAGCUGAAGAUAGUGGUAACUGUUUGAGUUUCUAUGAGGGAUUAAUAGGGAUCAAGUCAGCACAAAUAAAAGGUAACAAGUACAAGAAAUAUAAGGACUCUUACAUUUUGAACGGCGGUAAAGUUGAAGAUUUGACCAGCUACACAGAUCUGACUUAUGAUGCAAUAGGAUUUGUUGACGAAGCACUGAUUGGAGUUUCAGAGGACAUAACACAAGACGUGGAUUGUUCUUCUGGAUCAGAAGGUUGGAACCAAGGUAAAACUGUUCUGGAUUCAAUGCUACAAACCAGGUAUACGGGAAUUUCUGGAGGAAUCAAUUUUACAAUUAACGGAGAAAGGAAUGAGCCGUCUUACGAGAUAAUGAACUUUGUGGAUGAUAAGUUCACUACGGUCGGUACUUGGACCAAUUCAUCAGGCCUCCAGAUGACACAAAACAUGCAGUUUUUUGACGGAACCAAUCUCGUUCCAACUGGUGUUACUAAGAAUCUGGUAGAUAGACACCUGAGAUUAGGGACAGUCGAGGAGAAACCUUUCAUGUUUCAUUCCACAAAGGAAUGCGAAGGAAAUGCCUGCUGGUCGGGAAUGGUUAACGACAUGGUGGUACGGCUAGCUGAAGAGUUGUUUUUCACAUACGAGUACAUUUCUCCCGCUGAUUUAAAGUUUGGAGCAAAAAACGAGACUACCAAGGAAUGGAAUGGGAUGAUCGGAGAUCUGCUAGCGGAUAAAACUGACAUAAUAGCCAUCGACCUGUCAACCAACUCAGCCAGAAAAACUGUUAUUGAUUUCAGCUUUGGGUUUAUGGACGCAGGCUUAAGAGCGGUGGUGAAAGGUGAAUCAAAGACAAGUAACAAAUACUUCUUUUUGUCUCCAUUCGACCCUCUUGUCUGGUCGAUGAUUCUGCUUUCAUAUUUCAUCCUGGUUGCUCUCAUCUCCUGUAUUGGUAAGUUUUCUCCCUAUAGUAAGUAUGGAACUAAACUUUACGCCGUGAAAACGUGUUCUUGUAACCAAUGUACAGGACAGAGAUCUGAAAUGAAGAAGAGACGGUGCUCAAUACAUGGCAACAAGCUAUAUGUUUGUCUUAUAGACAAGGCAGAGGAAGAGGGCAGAAGUGAGGAAUCUUCCUUUAACAGCUCGUUGUGGAUGAUGGCCACUGGUCUAGUGGGACAUGCAAUUGGAGCACUCCCUAGUAUAUCAGGACGGUUCCUCCUCAUUAUUUGGUGGACGUUCAUGUUGGUUGUAACCUCCAUGUACACCGCUAACCUCACUGCCUCCCUUACUCUCAGUAAUCUCGACACUUCUCUGAAUACAGUCCUUGAUUUACUGGCACAGGAUACGUACGAGUGGGGGGUCAUUGGGAGCAGACAUCCUGAGACUCUUCUAAAGACGCACAUGGACGCCAGAUACAAGAGACUUGCUCAUGAAGGAAUAAAGUUACAGGGACUCAACGAUGCCGUGGAUACAGUACGUCAAGGUAACUUUGUCUUCAUAGAUGAGUCGCCUGUCCUGGCAUACAAUCUCGGAGGGGACUGUGAUAUAUUUUCUGUCGGAGAAGAGUUUCAAUCCUUUGCGUACGCUUUUGGUUUACCAAAAGACUCUCCGUAUAAAACUUUUAUAGACACAUAUCUCCUAAAGUUUAGAGAAGAAGGUUUUAUUGACAGUCUGUGGGAAAAGUGGACAGGGGGAGCUACCGUUUGUUCCACAUCAGUCAUGGCAGAGAAGGUUACGUUGAAUCUGGACACUUUAGCGGGAGUGUUUUAUUUACUUAGUGCAGGAGUCGCGAUUUCUUUCAUCCUGUUUUUGGUUGAGUUUGUAUAUGUUUCUGUUAAUGAAGCAAUGCAGAUCAAUGGCCUAACUUUUAUGAAGGCUUUGAAAAGACGCUUUAGAUUUAUCUGGAAUGACUUGUCAAACCGAAGAAAAAGUCGUAAUAAAAUAAACAUAAAUCGAGAUGUUGAAUUAGGAACUAUAGCAGAAAAUUAUGACGAUGGAUUGUUAGGAACUAUAGCAGAAAAUUAUGACGAUGGAUUGUAAAUUUAGUAAUUGUGCUGUGUACACACUUGUGUUAGAUUAUAUGUAAAUUAUUCAA